Molecule: messenger RNA, 258 nt
Organism: Dentiscutata heterogama
Lineage: Eukaryota; Fungi; Glomeromycota; Glomeromycetes; Diversisporales; Gigasporaceae
Source: the annotation of a GenBank genome assembly
CUUACCACAGAGAUCGGCAACAUCAAAGCCGAAAUCGAUAAUGAACUCACCACAAAAAUUAAUUCUCGUGAUGCCAACUACGUGUCAGAGGCGCAGAAUAUCAUUACCAUGAUCAAUGAUAUGUACGAGAAAUAUAAUGAAAUCAAACAGGAUCUGGUCGAAUUCAAUAUUCAAAUAUUAGCUCAACCAUCUGGGUCCACUUUAAAGAAGUAUUUGAUCAAGAAAGGAAUGCAAGAAAUCUUACCUUUGAUGAAAUGU